This is a messenger RNA of Macrosteles quadrilineatus (aster leafhopper), 1959 nucleotides long. RefSeq names its product facilitated trehalose transporter Tret1-like. Gene Ontology annotation, biological process: transmembrane transport; carbohydrate transport. The coding region runs from base 154 to 1566 and encodes 470 amino acids. The record is from RefSeq and is a predicted model, not a curated record. Gene Ontology annotation, molecular function: sugar transmembrane transporter activity. Lineage: Eukaryota; Metazoa; Arthropoda; Insecta; Hemiptera; Cicadellidae. Gene Ontology annotation, cellular component: membrane. The transcript is spliced from 7 exons.
GCUACUGCAACAGCCACCUAGGCUGUACGGUUAAUGGAAGAAUAAUUAGCUUCACAAAAGUGAUCUGUUGUUUUGUACUUAGCUUGGAUUUAAGUAUGAAGACCCCAAACAUUUAAUUACGUUUAUUGGAACAAGAUAUUUUACGUCAGUUUAAUGGCUGUAAAAAUGGUUAAAAUUGGAAUAGAGAAAACCAAGACGAGUGAAAAUGAAAAUAAAGCAGCUGUUCUUCCACAGUGCGUGGCAGUGAUCAUAGCCAACCUUGGAGCCUUCAUGAUAGGCACGUGUCGGGGAUGGUCCUCUACCUCGGAGUUCGCCCUGACCCAGAGGGAGGAGUGUGGGUUCCCGGUCAGUAUCAGACAGUUCUCCUGGGUCGGCUCUCUCAUGCCCGUGGGCUGCAUCGUCGGGGCCUCGCCCCUCACCGGAUGGCUCGUCACCCACCUUGGGCGCAGAACUACCAUGACUAUAGUUGCAGUCCCGUCAGCCGUAGGAUAUGCGAUGAUGGCGUAUGCACAAAAUGUGCCGAUGUUAUGCAUUGGACGUCUACUCACAGGAAUUGGCGCUGGUGGCUACGGGGUGACCAUCCCCCUAUACGUGGCUGAACUUGCCUCGACCAAUAUAAGAGGUCGUCUCGGGGUGGUCUUUCAAACCAUCAUCACUUUCGGCAUACUGUUUACAUACGUCGUCGGGAGUUUGGUUACAUCUUUCUGGCUUUCGUUUCUCUGUACACUGAUUCCCAUCGUUCACGGACUUAUGGUGUUUUUUAUUCCCGAAUCUCCUAUUUACUAUCUUCAGAAGAACAAAGAUGAAGAAGCCAAAGCUGCACUGCAAUGGUUCAGAGGAAGUGAAUACAACAUUGACGAGGAGUUUUCGAGGAAGAAAAAAGAUAUUGAAGAAGCAAAAGCUCUCAAGCUGACUAUUUAUGAAGCAUUUUCUUCAAAGAGUGCCAAAAAGGGUUUACUCAUAUGCAUGGGAGUGAUGUUUUUUCGCCAGUUCAGUGGAGCUAGUGGGAUAAUAUUCUACAACAAUGUUAUAUUUCAGGAAGCUGGUUCUUCCCUGAGCCCCAACCUCCAGACCAUCCUGAUGGGAGUGACUGACCUCACCACUACUUGUUUGUCUUCAACAGUCGUCGACAGACUCGGAAGACGUCCUCUCCUUCUCUUCUCAGACUUUGCCAUGUCCAUCUGUACAUUCUUCAUAGGCGCCUUCUUCUUUAUGAAAGACAGAGAUUACGACGUUUCUUACAUAACCUGGGUCCCGGUCACCUUCUUGUGCACAUUUUGUCUUGCAUACUCCUCAGGAUUUGGACCCCUGCCUUGGGUGCUUCUAGGAGAAAUCUUUCCGAGAAGAAUUGCAGGAUAUGCUGCAUCGAUCGUUUGCAUGUUCAACUUCUUCUGGGUGUUCAUAGUCACCAGGUAUUUUGAAGACAUCAGUUAUGCCAUCGGUAGAGAGUGGGUGUUCUUCUUCUUUAGUGCUUGUUCUGCGGUUGGAGUUGUGUUUGUGUACUGUGUUGUACCAGAGACAAAGAAGAAAACAGUGGAAGACAUUCUGAAAGAGCUAGAAAUGUAAUUUUGAUGUAGGUAUUAUGAGUGGAAACCAAGCCAACACAUACCUUUAGUUUUGAGAGUGAUUACAAGUUUAUAGUUUGACAAUUUGUCGAAAGAUUCCCUCUUUACUUUGGAAAUUGCUUCACUGUCUUACAAAUAGAGCUGUUAGCCAAUGAGUAAAGAAAAAAAACUGUUUUAGGAGUUUAAGUACGAUAGGAAAAUCACAAGUCCUGAGUGUCUUACCAGUGAACUAUUUUAAACUAACUUUAAAACCUAUUACUUCCUUGAGAGACCAAAACUGGUGUUACUUUUUUAAGAGGGAUCUGUUUUAGUUUGUUAAGUUUUGAUGUACUGAGAAGUUCAGAUAGUUUCUUUACGUUUGUUUAAAACUUCACAAAUAAAGUUUUUAAGAAAA